GGCAGACACGAUCAAGGUCAGAACUCCUUUGGCAUGUUUUGAUGUGGUAUAUCUUCUACUGUCGCUUACGUUGGUAUAACUUCAAACAUUUAAAUAUUCUACUUGAAGUCAGCGGAUAAUACAAAGUUUACAAAGAAACUUUGUUUUAAAUGGCGAUGUCAACGUUGAGACUAGAAAGAUUUUGCUUCACUGGCUCCUUCUUCAUUCAAUUUGGAUUUUAUUUUAGAAGAGCAGACGUUUAGUUGGAAAAACAUACAGACAACUAUUUAAAAAAAAUGACCAAGGAGUAAGUCGUCAAUAUUUAAAAGGACCGAUAUCAAGAUUCCAUUUUCGAUGUCGGAAGAUGCAUCGCUACGUAGGAGUGUAAUUGCCUGAUGAAAAUUAUGCAACGCUUGACGCCAUUUUCGUGUCUCUUGUUCGUCGCCCUGGUCGGAGGGUCGUUGACCACGGAUUGCUCGAUGUCGCCAACGGAACUAUGCUCACAAAAUUUCACAACCAUUGGAUGCCGCGAUGAAGAUUGCUUUAACCCAGUCAUCAUCACAUCUCGACCCAACAUGACCACCCCUCUCUGCGGGAACACAUGCGCGAGUCGUGGUUUCUACUACUCCGGGCUCUUCAACGGGACCGAAUGCUGGUGUGCCAACUCCCCGCCUUGUCAAGCGGAGAUGCACCGAAUGGAAGAUAACGUUUGCGGUAUGCCCUGUCCUGGAGAUGUCAACGAAUUCUGUGGAGGACAAAAUGCCGUGCAGAUUUACUCGCAUCCAGGUAAACACCCUGCGGUAGGAGAUUGGUGGUUUGAUGGCACACACACCAUUACGGAGUGCGAUGCAAUCGAUGUCCUCAACAUCGAAGUAGCCAUAUCGGUCACCGCCACCGGUCACACCCAAGAGGGCAAUUGGCAGUUGGACACCUGGAUUACCAAAGACCCAUAUGCAGAUGAACCUCGGAGAUACAACGAGGCUGCCGUGUCCCUAUCCUUGGAGAACGCCUCGAUUGGCUCACCACUUAGAACCAUUCAUAAGGAGAUCAGCAUCAACAUGUGGGACACGAGCAGAGUACCGUCCUGCCCAAAACUUAGGUUCCUAUGCGUUUUGCUUCGUCGCAAUGAUUUCUCCGAUGACGGUGGUGGCUUUCGGCCCUCAUGUCAUGAAAUCAUUUGUGAGAGUAACCCUCUUCGCUGGGUGAAGUGCUCGAACAAUCAAUGUACAUGUGAAGAUCGUCUAGUGAACACAUCGGCAAGUGAUGAACGAAAAUUCGAUGUCAUUGAAAAGGUCAACAUCACUGAGGAAUCCGUAGGCGAAGUCCUGGACGUGGUCGGGUCGCUGUCCUUUGAUGACUUCAACCCUGAUGAGGUGAUAUCCACAGCCAAUAUCGUCCAAAAUGUCAUUUCUUUGAACUACUCGGAUACAGAGAUGACAAAUGACGUCAUAAGCAUCAUCGACAGCCUCAUGAACUCUGACCCUGAAGUACUUGCUGUGGCCCAGGGGAGGAACCAAUCAAACAGUAGGAUGAUACAGGCUUUGGAACAUCAACUUCAGCUGGUUGACCUGACCAAGAACAACGGUUCUUUUACCUCCGUUCAACCAAAUCUAGCCGUUCAAAUCGAAGCGACCACAUCGGAAGAGCUUAGAAGAGGCAUCAAAUUCAUCUCACGGAGUUCGACCGUUGAUGACAUACUAACCAACAACGAUAUCGGUCUCCACGGCCACGAAGACUCGAUGGACAUCACGGACAUCAGGGCCUCGGCAAGCGUCAUAGCGGAAUUCGAAGACGAUCCAGACAAUGGUUCAGAGGAUCCAGACAUCAGGGUCGCAUUCGCUGUUGCCCGCGACCCAUCCUUGUUCAUUUCCGAUGUCGAUGAGCAUGCAGUGGGGACGUAUCGCAAUCGAAAUGGACGACGACGUCCCAACACGCCAGUGAUCUCGGUGACCGUAUAUGGGCCAGGACGAACGAAGAUAAAAACCACGGUUACCACAGUAUUUCGUCCUAUUGAGAAAGGCAACAGCUCUGUGAUCAUUGACGAUCCUGUCUGCGUCUUUUGGGAUUAUGAAGCCAGCAAUGGUACCGGAGGCUGGUCUGGCUAUGGUUGUUUCCUCCAGAACGACUCGGACACCGAGAACUUCACGGCGAUUGUCUGUUCAUGUAACCACACGACGAACUUUGCCGUUAUCAUGAAUUUCCACAGUCCUAACCCAUCUGUCAUCUUCCAAAAGACUUCGAAGUACUUGAGUUACAUCGGUUGUGCAGUAUCUAUUGGCAGUCUAAUCAUAACAUUGGCGGUUUAUGUACUUUCGCCAAAACUUCGUCAGAAGCAACCCAAUCAGAUCUUCAUGAGCAUAUGUCUGUCUCUGCUCUUCCUCUACGUCACCUACAUCAUGGUAGUCAUACUCAACCAACAACGGCUCGUCGUGGUCGAAUCCGAAUUCGACGUCGGCGAUGAGAAGGAUGUUGAGAUAUGGUGCUUUUGCCUCGCAGCCCUGAUUCAGUACUUCACUCUGACAUCUCUUUUAUGGAUGGGCGUUGAAGGUGUUAAUAUGUACCAACUCUUUAUAAAGGUCUUGAAUGCAAGGAUUCCCGGUUUUAUGGCAAAAGCUUCUUUCGUUGCGUGGGGAUUACCAGCCAUCAUCGUCGUUGUCACUGGGGGGAUAGCUCGCAGGAAUUACGUCGACCCAGAUCUGUGUUUCCUUGCAAAGAUGCCUAAGCUUGGUGGUUUGCUAUGUCCCAUUGGUGUGAUCAUCGUAGCAAACAUCGUCAUCUUUACCAUGGUUAUCAUCAGACUCGGACGAACCAUACGGACAACAUCACCCAAGAGGGACAGUAUCAUCAUGCGUGUCAAAGAGGGUCGGCAACGAUUGCAGAAAGCCAUCUGUAUUUUCCUUCUCCUAGGACUCACCUGGUCAUCAGGGUAUCUUCUCCUCAUCGGCACCGCCUUCAAUCAGAUCUUCCAGAUCAUCUUCAUCGCCUUGAACUCCUUCCAGGGAUUCUUCAUCUUCGUCAUCUAUUGUCUUCGACAGCGCGUCGUACGGGCCGAGCUGAGCAGGAUGUGUGGUUGUGGAGAAUCCAAGAAACGACGAAGUAUCUCACUCUCCAGUGCCAGUCAACGGGAAGAGACGAUGAAGACCCGUCAUACAGAGAUGCAGUCGACGACCAUCGGUCCAUCAUAUCAGGGUAUCGAGCUCGAAAUAUCAGAUGCUGAAGAUGCAGUAAGUCAGCCGAAUGGAGGGACCAGUGGGGAAGAAGGGGAUCGUACAGAAGUGGAGCCUGGUCAACCUGACAUGCCCGAUAGAGAAAGGGGAAAACGAAAGAGCUCUGCACGUCCAGUCAGGCAAAGGAAAAGUUGGUUAAGCUAUGCCGAGAUACGGCAGCAUUUGGAGGUGGUGCUGUCCAGGCAUGCCAGAGGGAGGAGAAGUCGCAAACGGAAAGAGGACCUUUCUUCAGAGUGUUGGGCUGUUGGUAAGCAGGACAAGAAUAGGUCUCUUGAGUCACAAGAAUAAAAAUAAUGCUAUAUAUGCAUAUCGCUUCAAAAUAACUCCAAUAUCAGAUAUAAUUUGUAUUUGAAAAUAUGUGGUUAAGGAAAUGCUAGCAUCAUUAUUUCCAUUCAUCAAGCCAUAGGGUAGCGUGAGAGACAAGUUAUUAAGUAAUCUUGGUAAUAAAGGCGUAGAUUACCAUGAUUACAGAGCAAGUCAAGAAACGGCCAAAUGUUAUUAAAAAUCAAUCUGUUUAUGGGCAACGAAAUUCAGAUUAUAUCUUUUAGUAAUAGAAAGAAUAUCUUUUUAUAGAUUCAAAGAUAUCAACAAAGACGGGUUGACGAAUUAAUAAUGUCAUGUUGAUUUUUCCCAUCAUUUUGCGUAUUUCUAUGGAAGCCAAAUGUGAUGAAAGGUGUAUAAAAGUGUGUAUUUUAUUAAUGUUUGUAUUUAUUUUCAUAAUUUUUAUUGAGCUUUGGCCCUGAGUAAUCUGUGCUUUUUGGUGAAAUUUGUUUCUCAGCUGGGGGUGGGGGUAACCUCCAUCUGGGGCCCGUCUUACAAAGAGUUGCGAUUGAUCCGAUCAAUCGCAGCUAUGAAAAGCCUGCAAAGUCAGCAUAUAAAAUGCAUGUUUGUUAUUUAUUUAUUUAUUAGGUCUUCUUUAUAGCCCUUUCAAUAUCGAGUAUUGUUCAAGUUACAAAGUAAAACCUUACAUAAUACAUGAUAAUAAUAAAAAAAUAGUAUUAUACUUCGGAUAUUAAUCACAUUCACGCAUAAACAUCCACACACACGAGCACACAACCUCACGCACACAUACGCCUACACAA
Molecule: messenger RNA, 4288 nt
Organism: Lytechinus variegatus (green sea urchin)
Lineage: Eukaryota; Metazoa; Echinodermata; Echinoidea; Temnopleuroida; Toxopneustidae
Product: adhesion G-protein coupled receptor G7-like
Exons: 12
Coding region: 375-3494 (1039 amino acids)
Biological process (GO): cell surface receptor signaling pathway; G protein-coupled receptor signaling pathway
Cellular component (GO): membrane
Molecular function (GO): G protein-coupled receptor activity
Source: RefSeq, a predicted model, not a curated record